This is a messenger RNA of Gryllus bimaculatus (two-spotted cricket), 1926 nucleotides long. The record is from the annotation of a GenBank genome assembly. NCBI's taxonomy places the organism in Eukaryota, Metazoa, Arthropoda, Insecta, Orthoptera, Gryllidae.
UUAUUUCUUCACUUUUUUUAUCCACACUUUUCAAAUAACAGUUUCCCAAAUUAGACGAAUCAUCUGGUUUGAGAUUAUGUGAAACCUUGGGCGGGGUAACGUCGACCCCUUCCUCAUCGAUUUUGUCUCGUUUCCUCUCACGCCAUUGCCAGAAGCGGUUGGUGCCGGUGAGCUUGGAGAGAAUCUCUUCUGAUUCUUGGGGACUACUACAGAUCUACAUCAUCUUCGGGUCAUUCUAUCAGGAUGGCAACAGAUGUGGCAUAUCCCCCUAGGGGAACUCGUGUUUAUGUGGGUGGCCUUAGUGAGAGUAUCAAGAAAGAGGAUUUAGAAAUGGAAUUUGAGAAAUAUGGGAAGUUGAAUAAUGUCUGGGUGGCAUUUAAUCCUCCUGGGUUUGCUUUCAUAGAGUUUGCUAAUAUUGAUGAUGCUGAAUCAGCUUGUGAUAACUUAAAUGGAACUGAAAUAAUGGGUUCAAAGUUGAGGGUUGAAAUUUCAAGAGGUAGGGGCCGUGGAAGGGCUGGGGGCAGAGUUGGUGGAUUCAGGGGCCGUUCUAAUGGCAGAGGAUUCUUUCCUCGAGGAGGCUCUAGGGGAAGCUACAUGCCUGAUAGGGGUGGUUUCCGUGGAGGAAGAGGAACCAGGGGUAGUUUCCGUGGGGGCAGAGGCCGCUAUGACGAUUAUGGGUCUGGCCGUGGAGGUUAUGGAGGCAGCCGUGAUUAUGGUCGGUCUUCAAGUCGAGACAGCUACGAUGGCAAUGGCUACUACAGUGGCAGAGAUUCAGGCUCGUCACGGUAUAGAAGCCGCUCUCCUGUUGGGCGAGGAAGCUCCAGGGACUAUGGAAGUUCGGAAGGUUCAUUUGGCUACGGUCGAUCAGGCGAUGGUUACUAAGGGAGAGGCAACGAAAAUGAAGAACUCAGUCCCCCAUUCUUCGAGGACAGUUAUGAUCUACGACAGAGAGGGGAUAUCAAUUGAACCACAAUCGUGGUCAGUUCAUCUGACAAAGAUCGGCGAAAGUGCUCGGAGACCUCGACGACAAUCGCCGAAGCAGUGGCUUUUUUAGUGUACCAGUGUUGUGUUAAUUUGAAAUAUGUGAAAUACUCUGUAUAUAUACAUUCAGACAAUGUUCUCCACAAAGGAGACUGAAUCAAAGGUGAACUUUCUUUUACUAAAAUUAAAUUGGUCAGAAUUCCAUUCCGCAUUUUCAAAGUGUUUUUUUUUACCAUUUGGUAAUAAAUGUUUUCUUAGUAUAUAUUGUUUUUUUUCAAUUUUUAAUUCGUAUGUAUCUUGACUGUACCUUCAAACUUUGGCCUGUUUAGGGAAUGACUAGAAAAUUUUGUAUAUAGAAAUUAAUGGGAAAAUGACAAUGCUCAAUGAUCUGAUUUGUAUACAUGCAGCUGAAUUAAUAUUCUUUCAGUAUUAAUUUCUUGGUGCUAAUUAAGGGACCGUGUUUGAAUAAAGUUCUUAAAAUAGUAAUUUUAUUUUGAGUGCCUCAGCUGCCUUCAAUGAAGAUCUAUGCCAUUACUGCUACAAUGUAUCUUCAGUUUGAAUUUGUAUGGUCAUCUGAGUAGGAAAUGUGAAACAAUUCAAUUGGAUGGUGUCACCUGCAGUAGUUUUUAUGCAGUUAAAGAAGAUCUUGUUUUGGAACUACUUUUAAUUAAAUCUUAUUCUGCAGUCGAGUUUUUGGAAGUGGUGAAACAUUGACCUGCUUAGCUAAUUGGACUGGAUAUACUGGUCUUCCAUUAAGAUGGAAAGCGGUUAAUUCUAAUUUUAUUGAUGGAUUUUAUUAGGAUUUUUUUUAACUCCUUAGCAUAAAAUUUUAACUUUAUUUUGGACCUUGUAGGUAAGAUUAAGCAGGUGACAUUGUAGAAAAAUUAAGAAUGGGGAAUGUGUAGGAAGGAUUUAAAUGUGUUGAAUAAACAUCUAAAUCUUAAU